Molecule: messenger RNA, 9399 nt
Organism: Taeniopygia guttata (zebra finch)
Lineage: Eukaryota; Metazoa; Chordata; Aves; Passeriformes; Estrildidae
Source: RefSeq, a predicted model, not a curated record
GAACCUCUGUCUCAAUGACUAACUUUUCUGUCAUGAUUCAUCUAGACAGAGCUAAGGCUCUUGAGUUGUUAGCUCAGUUGGUGUGUGAUUAAGUUUAUGGCCCCAUUCCUGCAAUGGCAGCUGCAAACAUCUUUUCAUUACUAUUUGAUCAGUAACUUGAGAGCCACAGAUGGGAACCACUAUGGAAACAUGAGCGAUUAUUAUGGAGACCAACAAAACAAGAAUGGACACCUUCAUACAGUACCAGCUUUCUUUAGUUUCUCUUUUUUUCCCAAAACAGCUUUCAACAUUUUCAGUAAGACUCCUUUACUGAAAGCUCAGGCUGACACUGGAAAAUCCUGGUAUCUGCAAACAUUUUUCUGCUUUGUUUUGUUUUCCUAUCGACCUCACCAGAAAAACAGUGGAGAACUUGUGUCAGUUCUGUGACCCUUCAGGAUUGAAAGGUAAUGUGCUUUCCCAGAAGGACCAGGGGACACUUUGGUCUCUGACACGUGAACAGGGCAACUUCUCAGACUCUCCUAGGACUUACUGCCCUUUAGGGGCCACUUCAGCAGCGAUGAACCCUGAACGAUUGCUCCCUGCCAGGGAAACUCUUCAGACCAUUCCCUUCAAGGACUGUGUGCUAGCAGAGGUCAAGUAAAGAGAAUGAUGUAAGAUUAUUUUCGUGGCUAUGGUACUACUUAUACCAGGACCUCUGUACACAACCAUUAACUAAAGCUAACAGCGUUUCGAGAUAAUAACGCAAGAGCCGUGGAACUCGGAGCAGCCCAGAGCACGGAACUGCACCUGGCACGGACCAAUAGUGGCUCCAUCCAGAUCCACCUUCUCCAAGGUCACCUCGCUCACAGCUUCUUGCAGGCCCGCGUCUGAUGACGGCAGGCGCGGCGGCAGGGUUUGUGCUCCGCUGCUCUCCGCCCACUUUUCCCGGCGGAGCUCCCGGGGCGGGGGCCGAGGACCCCGGCUCCACACGGGCCGGGCGCUGGCAGGCUCACCGCCCGCGGGGAUGCGCGCAGCGGCCCGGGGGCGGGAUCGCGCCUCGCUCCCCCCAGAGCUGCGGCCCCAGCCCGGCCCCGCCGCCCGCCUCCCUCCCUGCCCCGCUGUCAGAGCCGCCCGCCCGCGUGGCAGCGGGCACUGCGGGGCGUGCGGCGGCUGCCUGCCGUGGCUGCUUUGGUAUUGGGGGACAACAGCUGCGUCCCACGCGGUGUCCGUCCGUCCGUCCAUCCAUCCAUCCAUCCAUCCAUCCAUCCAUCCAUCCAUCCAUCCAUCCCUGCGUGGGCGGCGGCUCGUGUGUGUGUGUGACUGACAGUGAGGUGCGCACAGCGCGGGGGCAGCCGCUCGCACGCAGCCCGCCGGGGCCACGCCGGCGCGCCCCGGCUGCGGCAGCCACUUCUCCGUCCCCCGGAGCCCUCCCCGGUGGGGACAACCUCAGCGACCUCGCUGUUCGUCCUCCUCCUCCCUCCUGGCGGGACCUUCGCCUUCUGAAACGGGAACUGAAAUUUGGCUCGUCAGCAUCGAGUUGCUGAUGAAAAUCUUGGUCACCUCAGCAUUUGCCAUCUUUUUGUCUCCUUAAGAAAAAAAACAACUUUUGAGAAGUGUUUUGUAUGUGUCAUAAACAUAUUUAUGAAAGUGACUGCUAAAUUAUCCAGAAAUCCUGUCCUUGAGGCUAAAAUCCUGUAAGGAAAUAGAUAAACAUAAUAAUAUAAUUGUAUAAUUAAAGCCUUUACCAUAAUACCUAUUCUUGUCUAAAGGUUGCACAUUAAGUGCAGUACUUAAGUACUGUGAGGAGGCUAGAGUAAAUGUAGUUGCUGACAUUGUGUUGUAAAAUGUACAAACCGAAAUGUUAAUAUAAUUUUUAUUUUUUUUUAAAAAGACUUGAUUUCAAGCACUUUGUUAGAGCUUUAUGAUCAGGAUCAUUACACGUUAGGAACUGAGACUGCCUGUGUAUGGACGGACGAGAACUUGGGCUGUAGUUGGGAGUAUUCUAGUUUCCCAAGCUGCUAGUCAAGGAAGGAAAGACUUGAACUUGUGCAGUUUAUUUUUGUCUGUUUAUUUUCCAUUAAUAACAUUUGAAUCCCUUAGCUAGAAUCAGCCACAAUGAACAAAAAGUUUUGAAAAAUAAUCUGCAAAGGAGCAUAUCACUCCUCAAGAAACCAGCGGCAUGAAUGGCAAUACCUAUUGCAUCAAAGAAUCCGUCCACAAACGACUGCUGUCUGAAACACAAAUUAAUAGAAAUCAUGUUUCUCUGUCUCCUUUUCUUAUGAAUUGAUUUACUUUUAUGUGAGAAGUGAUAGGAACUUUUCUAUGUUUUAGACUGUAACCAUUAAAUCAGAAGACACAGAUCUGGAAAUAUCAGUAAUGUAACACUUAAGCAUUCCUUCAUUCUUUAGAAUGUUAUUGUUAUUAUUUAUGUAUCAUCCAUUUCCAGGCCAAGUCUUUCAGAUUCAGGAGGGAAUACUUUGUCACAUGUCUGUAAAGCAGCCAGCCCUCUACAGUCUCUGGGUAGAUUCUGGCACUGUACUCAUAAGGAACAGUAAGUAAUUCACUGGUAGAGAGAGCAAACACUGUUCUUCCUGAAACAAACUUAGCAGCGUGGGAUCAUUUUUGUGACACUGCAUAAGCUAAGUAGUACUUGAGUUAUGUAUCUGAGUCCAGGAGCAUUUUUAGGAGCAAACAUGGUGACUGCCAGGGCAGCUAGUGGAAGUCACAGUUGCAUUAAUUUAGGUAGCAAUAUCAGUCAUACUUUGCAAGUAUGUCAAAGGAGCCUGUGCCCAGCACCCUCACAGUCACAGUGUCUGUCCUGGGAGCAGGUUGCACUACAGGCUUUGGAAGACCAAGGACCCCUGAGGGGCCCAUGAAGCCUGUUGGAAGGGAGAACAGACACUAAGCCAUGACUCUUGGGCAUGCAAGCAAAGAAAGCUUAGGUACUGAUGCUCAUGGUCAAACUCUUCCAGGCAGGCCCACAAUUACAGGGUAAAAAAUGUUGAAAUUAUGAUGAAAUUUGAUGUAAAAUCUUUGGUAAAAAAAAGCUUCCAGUGCUGAAAUCAAAGUUGUAUACUUGGCAUUACAGCAGUCAGAAGCUGUCUUCCAUAUUCAAACAUUUUUUAUGCCCUAAAGAAAAUUGUAGGCCAUAUGGGACCUCAGACAGUUCCUGUAAAAUACAAAGCAUGUUUACAAUACCCUUUACAGAAAAAUAGUAAAGUUUACAUGCUGUUUUAUAUAAUUUUCGGCAAGUAGCUUUCAAAGAGAGCUGAAAAAUAAAUACAUGAAGAUAGAAUUGAUACCUGGUUUACAUUGCAUACCUCUAUUUCCUCCAUGUUAGGGCAUGGAUAUGCCCUAACAAAAAAGAAUAUAUAUUUAUAUAGAUAUAAAUAUAAAUUUUUAAUUUAUAAAUGUAUACUGUAUAUUGUACACAAUAAAUUCUACACAGUAUAAAAUUUAUAAUUUUAUAUGUGGUAAGGUAUAUCACAUAUAUACAUAUACUUAUAUAUAUAUAUAUACACAAUUUAUAUGUGGCAAGGUAUAUCACACAGACAAUAUUUGCUGUACUACAUAGAACAUGCUGCAUGCUGUAUGUAACAGUGCUACAUACAGUACAAGUUGAUGUAUUCUGUGUUUGUAAAUAAAUUUGUAUUUAUAUUAUACUGCAUAUAUUAACAUUUAUAUAGAUAUAGCAGAUUGUAUUAUCAUAUGUUAGCCAUUACAGGCAUAAACAUCUUCUGUAUAUACCUAUGUGCCUCAUGCAUCUUCUUUCAAUACCUCUUUUUAGACCAUUCUCUGUAGGAAAGGUGAUCUUAAUUGACUCACUGUUGCUGUCUGCUUCAUUGCAUUUGGUGUUUUCCAGUGAAAGGCAGAUUCAGAACAUAAGCUAGCUGCAGGUUUAACAGUGUGGGAUUCAGCCCACAGUUGGCACAAGUUCAGAUGCAGUAUGUUAAGUGCCUCCAGCCUGCUUAAAGUCACAGAAAUUACCAUGAGCCCUCAGACUAGAAAUUUAUAUAUUAAUUAAUUUUUUACUUGGACUUUGAUUGCAGUGAUAUCAUAUUUUUAAGUGAGUACACUCAUCUGUGAGUGUCUGUAGAGUAAAGGUGUUGAAGUGAUUUGGUUCUCAGUUGCAGAUUGGAAAACCCUGUUGGCAUUCUGCAUCUUUCCAGUCUUGGUACACCUUUGUUGUAGGAAGACCAUUAUUCAAAUUAAGAUUGUUUAAUGAGAGAUAGCAAUUAAUAAUUUCCGUGUGAAUUUUAAGAAGCUAAUAAAGGUUCAGAGCUCUGUGUACAUGUGUGUACGUCUGUGUAUGGGAGUAUGGCAUUCUGUAUUUUUCAGUUAACAAAUUGUUAGGAAGAAAUUAAAUCAACUGUUAAGAAAAUAUUAAAUCGACUAAUAUGUGUAUGAAAGGAGCCAUCUUUCUGAUUGUUAAUUUUGUGUCCAGUUGAUAGAUUUUUGUGAGGUUGUUUAUUAAACAUUAUCCUGUUUUGGUUGUAAUGGCUUGAGAAUUUUUAGUGAUACUAACAUAAAAGACUUUUAGAUAUUAUUUUUUCACUACAGAAAAAGAAAAUGCUACAAAUGUUGAAUACCUGCUGGUAUUCAGGUAAGUGUCUCCAUUAACUGUUUGGGUAAGUCCCCUACUGGAAUAGUCACUUUUCACCACAUGCCAUUGUCACACAGUUUUAGCUGAAUCCCGAAUUUUACAGGUCCUCUUCUAAGUUUAGAACUUCUCUGUUAUGUUACAGACUAUGUUUGUCACAGAGUCUGAAUCUAAAGAGUGUUGUUCUGCCCUAGGCUGGGUUACAUUCUGAUUACGUUCUAUUUUUUCACACAGAUUUCGGUUCCAUAAAUACACAUCUCAAACUUCUCUCAUGUCCAUAAGCAGGCUGGUGUGGUGUGUAUUCUUGUCAUCUCCAAGUGAUAGAAGGGAUAAUAACAUAAGUAUUAUAUUGGCAAAUCAUCCAGGCCACCUUCUGUAAGCUUUAUAUUAACAGCUAGUGAUCAUCAGCCUGUGUCUCACUACGCCUUUAUUCAUACACACAGAUAGCUCUGUCAUUAGCAUAACAUUUAAUCCUUGUCCUGUUAGUUAAAGAGACACAUAUACUUCAAGUUUUGUGAUAAAAUUCAUAGAAAUAUAACUAGAACAUAAAAUUCUAUGACAAUAUAUAGCCAAAGCAUGUCUUUCCAUUGAGGUUAGUUUUCUCUGUAACCAUCAACCAUGGCCCAAUCCAAUUGUUUUCUUUUCCAGCUCACAGUGACACAGAACACAGCACAUUGUAACUACAGGAACAGACUGGACUGUGAAAGAUCUCUGUCGGGCAUCACAGAGAAUUUGAGGCAACUGGCAGUUAUCAACUGAAGCAGUCAGCCAGUAGAACUGUACAAGCUAAAUAGAUAAUUGAAAAGCAAUCUGGAAACCGGGGAGAGAUAAUAAGCCUCUCUUCUAGAAGGGAGUAACAACUCAGGUAGGUCACUCAACUCAACAAUGAACUCAACUCCCAGAUCAGUGCUUUGCCUAAUAACACUGAAAAUACAGCAGCAGUUCAUACCUGUGAGUUCUGAAGUAGUAUUGAAAUUCUUGUUGGAAAGGCAGUUUGGCAUAUUCAGCUGUACAAAUUAUUAUCGCAAUAGAGUGAAGAAGGAUUGUACUGCUGAAAUACAGAUGACCAAAAUCCCAGGAGCAGCAAGGCCCUUUGUUAAAUUACAGUUGCCAAAAUAGAAAACUAGUUGCACAUAUUUUUUUGCCAUCUAUGCUACUUUGUUUAUACUGCCGUGCAACCCGUAGUAUCCCUGCCACACUGACCAUGGGUGUCUGUGAGGCAAGUGACUUCUUUUUUUGUGUAAUUUAUAUUUAUAUGGAUAUAAUGGAUUUUUUUUUGUUUUAUUUACCAUGAGCACAGAGAAGGGAGGGAAAAGGUCAAUGUCUGUGAGUAAAAUAAUGUGUUGAUCUUAGUAGCUGCAUUUUAAAAGAGUCCUAAAGAGUCUAACUUUCUGUUCAAGUUGCUCUUACAAUUCUCAAAAUUCUGACUAUAGAAAGUGUGAAAUCUUGCAUGAACAUGCAAGAAAACUGAUAAAAUUUGGUAACUCCUCUUGCUAGAUUCUGAUCUCUUGUAGAACUAUAUUGAUUGUAGGGAAAGAGCAUGAGAUAUUUUUGUGAGAGUGGGCACAGAAAAUAAGUUUUUGGCCUUUUACAAAAAAGGAAGUAUCAUCUUUCCAUCAGAGAAGUGCUUGAACUGAUCCACUGACAUCUGUUUAUUUUGUUAAACCACUCAGGUGGAUCAUAGGAAAUAACUGAUGCCAGUGUAAUAUGAAUUCUUGUGUAGCUGAACAAAACAAACAAACAAACAAACAAAAAACCCCAAACAACAUACACAACAAAACAACACGAGAACCAAACCAAACCAAAACAAAACAAAAUGAAGACUUUUGCUUCUCAAUUUAUUUUGAAAGAUGCUUUUAAAAAUCUCUCUCCAAAAAUUCUGUGUAAAAAAUUCUGUCCAUUUACACUGAAAGAACAUAGAGCAAAACACAUGCAUCAACGUUUUUUACUAUAUUAUUUGCUACAAUUACAGUGGCAGUUACAGUAUUAGUUGCUACAGUACAGUAGCUAGGAAAGCAGCAAUAGUAAAUUCACAAAAUCCAUUAACAAAUAUUUGCAUGUGUCCAUGUUGCUGGUUCCAGGAUUAAUGUGAUUAAUUUGAACAGUCUGUGUAAAUCUUAAAAAGUAACUGGUGUUUUUAUGUUUUAGGUAUUGUUCUAAUAUGUGUUUUACUAUGGUAGUGGGAUGAAUUAGUUGUGCGCAUAUGUAUAUUCUGCUUCUAUGUAUUGACUGUUGAGGAUGUUUUCCUUUCAUAUCUCAUUCUGUAACUGCUAAAUAAAAAAAAUUGCAAAGUUUUAAAGUUUACAAAUGCAUGAAAAGAGCACGUUUGCUAUUUUGAGGCCUGAAUCAUCUUUCCAUUAUAAUCCUAGUGAUAGACUUUGGUCAGCCUAGAGCCAUUUUUUAUAUCAGUUUUUUAGUUUAGAUGCAAGUGUACAAUUGUAAAUUGCCAUUGUGUUGUAAGAUAUGCCUAACUUCAAUAGAUUACAAAACUUCUAAGGUAACAGGAGAAUUUCCUUUCUGACUUACUUGUUUUUAUUUUCUUUUAAAAGAUAAAAUAGCCAAAAAAUUGCUCUUUAGAUAAAAUUCCAGAAUCUGCAUAUUUAGAUAUGUAUUAUAUAAGAAUCCAAUAUAGCAAUAAUUAUAAUCUAAAAAGACAUUGGCAUCAUGCUGUUGUAAACAGUGCAAAUAAUACUUAGAAUAAUAUGCAGAGUCAGAAGUAAGAAAGCAUCAUUCAGAGGGAAGUAUCCUUAUAAUUAGGAUAGAAACAGAUCUAUUUUUCUUUAUUCUCUCCCUUGUGAAGCCUUUUAGUAUUUCAGUCUUUUUCUGUGCUGUGCUCCAGACUCAACAGGAAAAGUGAAGAAUAAAUAGUUCAGCUCAGGCUCACACUGUAUAGCUGAGAUUUAGGUUCUACCGUAGGAGGUCUGAACAGGGGAAGUUCUUAGAAACUCUUAGUGCACAAGCUAAUUGUGCAUGAAGGGAGAGAGCCUUCAUUAUCUGGUUGUGCUGAAAUAUGGUGUCAUUGCUCUAAAUCUCAGGGGGUGAAGAUGUCACAUGACUUAGAUUAACUGUUCAGACAAAUAUCAUGUCUGAGUGUUUCCAAAGCUCUUUCCUCUACCAUCAGGAAAAACGAAAAGGCUUCCCCCUAAGGGAUUCUCAAUUUCAUCAUGGAGGCACUUAAAUCCCUGCUUGAGAACUGCCUAAGGAACUACAUGCAAACCCUCCUGCAGCUAUAAUAAUCUGAAUAAGGCCCUUGAGCAUAGAUAGGUUUGCAGAAAUGUUAAGCAUCAAUAAGCAUACUCUGAUGGGAUCAUAUUCUGCAGUCAAGGUAACACGACAAUCCAACUUCUAAACAGGUUCACAGAACAUAGUGAACUUUUUGAAUACCAUAAGUACAUUGAACUAAUCUUCAGUAUUUCACUUGUUAUUCAUUGUGAUGAAAGCACUGGAGUAUAUGAUCAAAAUCAUACAUUAAGAGCUUUCACUUUGUUUACUUGGCAACUCACUUCUGGGAUAAUAACAUUUUUACAGAGUGGGUAAAACCUUAGAAAUAGAAGUAUGAUUGGAAUACUAGUGUUUGACAUGCUUCAAAACUGUAAAAAUCAUCAGUAUAUAAUGUAUUUACUUUCUUGAUUGAUUAGGUCAAAAAUGUGCAUCUACAUUUUGGGGAACAGAUACCAAAAAAGUUUUUCUCCUAAUGCACAAAUCAAUAGCAGGAGACUUUUGAAGAAGAAAACACACAAUAUUCACAUGUGUUUUUCUAAAGUCUACUAUAAGGAAGCAGAAAUCAACUUUCCAUUUAAGGAAUGUCUCAGAUUGCUAAUCCAAACCCUGUUAUCCCAGCAAAUGGCAAUGGCAUUUUGUUUGAAGGUAUUCACAUAUGUCCUCUUACUUUUUAGUGAUUUUCUUGUUCUUUAACAAUAAGGCCUGAUGUAACUUCCACUGGUGCCCCAGGAUCACACUGUUUUGUUUUGUUUAUUCCACAAUUUUCCAUUUCUUUUUUCCCAUUUACAUUCUUUUGUCAGUCAUUGUCUCAUUGUCAGUAAUGUCAUUGGAUGCACAAGUCUGAUACUGAAUUGGUAUUCAAAUAUCUACUUCUUAUCAAAUAGCUUGAAUUCUGGAACAUUUUACUGUGGUCUAGGCUGAGACUUAGGUGCAGAUUGAGACAUCUUAGGCAUCUAUAUGGAAGAGCUCAGGUGUAAACUAUAUGUGUAAACUCUUGCUCUAGAGAAGAGUCAAUGCAACCUGUGGACCAAUCUUGGUGCCUUGUCUGCUGAUGAACUGCUUUGCAGAUGUUUCAGAGGGAACAGAAUUGUUCUCCAAGCUCCAUUUGAACACAGACAAAAAUUAUAGCAUCAUGAGAAAUGUACUGUCAGUUUCUGUCUUGCAGCUCUCUACAGGAUGAAAUUCCCAGAAACUGGAAAAAUACAUUUAAAAUACAUAUUUUAAUCACUAAGUUCCUGACAAAAUUAGUGAAAAGAACUUUCUACCAAAGAUAAAUCAGGAGUCCGUAAAAUUGUUGGAUCUUCGCUUGUCAUUUGCUGUAACUCGUGCACGUCAUACAACAGUACCCAAAGCUAUUGGCCAGGUAAAGCAAUCUGGAUAUCUUUGUGUGCUUUUGUUCUGAAAAUGUGUAUCAAUGUACAUCUUGGAUCUCUUUGGCUUCUUCAAUGCAUUUAGGAUAUUAAUAGGAUUAUUUGAGUUGGUAACCUGAAAUAAUCUGACACUGCAUUUAUUGAUGCAGAAGAUUAUUCUGAAAUUUGUGUCCAAAUGUCUUAUUUACUUUACAGUUCUUAUGAAUAAAAUACUUUGCUUUAAACAUA